CGAUGAUGACUUUGACAACGCGCGUCUAUAGAUACGGAGUCCGACGUUGUUUUUGUGAAUAUAUUUUUGUUUGUAUCAGCUAUACAGAUCUGGUAAUUAUAUCAUAAAUACCUAAUUAUCUCAAGGCUAUUUGGCCAAUUUGAAUUUUGAAUUUGUCUCUGAAAACAACGGAUGUACCUAAUACAGGACACAUAACCUAAAAAGUAUCCAGUAGGUAAAAUGUUUUUGACAACAAUUUAUUUUACAAUUUUAUUCUUGGUUACAUACAAGAUUUAUCAGAAAAUAACACACAAAAAGUUUAUCUCGGAUGUAACAAUACCUAAUAAAUUAGUAAUCGUGACCGGUGCAAACACCGGCAUUGGCUACGAGACCGCUAAGGAACUGUCGCGACGAGGCGCCAAAGUAAUCCUCGCAUGUCGAGAUAUGAAUAAAGCUCAAAAAGCAGCAACGGAAAUACAAUUAUUUUCGGGAAACAAGGUUAUAGCUAAGUAUUUGGACUUGGCAUCAUUCAAGUCAAUUACCGAAUUUGCCAAAGGUAUAAUUGAAACGGAAAGAAGAGUUGAUAUUUUAAUUAACAAUGCUGGUACUGGUGUCCUAUAUAAUUCUCUUACUGAAGACAACUUGCCAAUUGAGGCGCAGGUCAAUCAUUUCGGACCAUUUUUACUGACUAUGUUGCUGUUACCAGCAAUGAAAGAAUCAAGACCCAAAGCUCGCAUUAUUAACGUAUCAUCAUUAAUGCAUAAGUUUGGGACAGUAGAUGAAUUAGAUAAACAAGCAAAAACAUUUUUUGGACGUAGGAGAGUCUAUGCAAAUACGAAACUGGCUAACGUGCUGUUUACAAGGAAGUUAGCGGAGGAGGUAAGACGUAAUAAUGUAAUCGUGAACUGUUUGCACCCUGGAGCAGUAGACACAGAAAUAUUUCGGAAUCAGCCGAAGUUAAUUCGAUUCCUGUUGAAGUUGCUGUUUCUAACACCGGAAGAAGGGGCGCAAACUUCUAUAUUUUUGGCUGUCUCUGAUUAUUUCGACGAGAGAAUAAUGACUGGAAAGUACUUUUCCAUGGUAUUCCAUAAGAUAAAAAUUCCUUCGUAAGGGUUGUAAUUCGAAGGAAUAUCAAGUCUAGUCCAUUUUAAAUUCCUUAAAAUAAGACUGCCAUUGUAGUGUAGUGUGGAUUAUACCAAAAACUAUUAUUUAUUUAUGUAAUUUGUAAAGGUGUUUGUGUGUCAAUUGAAAAAAAAACGAAUAAAGUUACAUUCCAAGC
Messenger RNA from Spodoptera exigua (beet armyworm), 1258 nucleotides. Lineage: Eukaryota; Metazoa; Arthropoda; Insecta; Lepidoptera; Noctuidae. The record is from the annotation of a GenBank genome assembly.